Molecule: messenger RNA, 1395 nt
Organism: Hirsutella rhossiliensis
Lineage: Eukaryota; Fungi; Ascomycota; Sordariomycetes; Hypocreales; Ophiocordycipitaceae
Product: putative transmembrane protein
Exons: 2
Coding region: 1-1395 (464 amino acids)
Source: RefSeq, a predicted model, not a curated record
AUGACGCUGCGCAAGCUGUGCAGUCUGCGGCCGGUCGUACUCGCGGCCGUCGUGGCGGGACUGGCCAGCGCGCUGGGACUGGGCCGGGAUGCAAAGGCGCAGCUCAGUGGGUGGGAUGCCGAGGUCGAGGAGCCGGGCCUCGUGUGCCGGAUGGCCGAGGGCCAGAACCCCACGGACAAGUACACGGGCCCGCGCGAGGCCUUCCCCGGGUCCGAGUUCGUGUCGCUGCGCAUCGGGCACGGGCCGCGGGCCGAGGCGCUCGGCGUGUACCGCAGCACGGGGCGGGCCAGCCGGCAGACGCGGCACGCGUACAUCAUCGUGCACGGCAAGGACCGCGACGCGGCGCGGUACUGGGAGCGCAUGAGGCGCGGCAUCGAGCGGGCGCGGCAGCGCGGGUUCCCGGGGGCCGGGGCCGAGGCGGGGGCGGCGUCGCUGGUGCUGGCGCCGCUCUUCUUCUCGGCGGUCCAGACGCCCGGCCAGUACCGGCGGCGCGAGCUGGCGUGGUGCGGCAAGGAGCUCGAGGGGUGGCAGGGCGGCGCGCAGGCGGCGCACCCGCCGGGCACGCGGCUGACGGCCUUUGACGCGCUCGACGGCCUGCUGGCGCACCUCGCCGACCGGCGCAUCUACCCGCACCUGACCAACGUGACGCUGACGGGCCACAGCGCGGGCGCGCAGCUGGUGCAGCGCUACGCGGCCGUGGGGCGCGACCCGCCGCCGCACCUGUACGUGCGCUACAUCCACGCCAGCGAGUCCAAGUACGCCUACUUCACCGCCGACCGCCCGCGCCUCGCCGGCCACGCGCUGCCGUCCAAGGCGGCCUGCCAGCGCUACGACGCCUGGCCCUACGGCUUCGAGCGCCUGCCGCACACGCGCGGCGGCAUCGACAAGCAGUCGGCCCAGCACUACUUCCGCCAGUACGCCACGCGCGACGUCGUGUCCAUCGUCGGCUACCGCGACGUCAAGAACCACGGCGACCAGACGUGCAUGGCGCGCAUCCAGGGCGGCCACGCCCGCCGCAGCCGCAGCCUGGUGUGGUACCGCUACGUCAACUCGCUGGCCCGCACCGGCGAGGACCUGACGGGCUUCCCCGGCCGCUUCGUCGACCUGCCCGACUGGAGCUACCUGACCAACGGCACCGUCAGCCUGCGCAUCGUCGUCAUCAAGUCCAUUGGCCACAGCUCGCGGUUCCUGCUCCGGAGCAAGGCCGCGCGCCCGGCCCUGUUUGGCAACGGCACCUUUGCCUCGCCGUCGUGGCGCCCGGAGGAGCCGGACAAGAAGAAGAGGAAGGAGAAGGAGGAGGGCGAGGACAAGAGAGAGGCGUCCGACCCGGACUGGGAUUCCGAUUCCGACUCGGAUUCCGACUCUGACUGGGACUCUGAUGAUGAUGAUGAUUAG